Rotaria sordida is the source of this 2352-nucleotide messenger RNA. Lineage: Eukaryota; Metazoa; Rotifera; Eurotatoria; Philodinida; Philodinidae. The record is from the annotation of a GenBank genome assembly.
AUGGCAUCACAGAUCGAAAAACUGAAAUCAAAAGCUAAUGAUGCUUUUUCUGAAGAAAACUAUGAUGAAGCCAUUAACUUGUAUACACAAGCAAUAGCACUUGACGGAAAUAAUCAUUACCUCUAUAGUAAUCGAUCAGCUGCUUACAUAAAAGCUUAUAAAUAUAAAGAAGCAUUGAAAGAUGCAGAACAAUGUCUUAAACUUAAAUCGGAUUUCGUUAAAGGUUACUCGCGGAAAGGUGCAGCAUUAUUACUUCUUAAAAGAUACAAAGACGCAAUUAAUACUUAUGAGGAAGGUCUUAAAAUCGAUCCAAAUAAUGAAGUCUUAUUCAAUGAUCUUGAAACAGCACGAAAAGCGGCCACUAAAGAAUCAAAAACUCCGAACAUGAAUCAAAAUUCAUCUUUAUCAAUCUACGUUUGUAAAGGUGAUCUAAUAACACAAAAGACUGAUGUUAUUGUCGUAUGUUCCUCAUCGAAAUUUUUAUUUGAGAAAAUUUGUAAAGCUGGUGGAAAAUCUGUGUUAGCUUCCUACAAAUCACAGUUUAAAAAGUCUCCAAAUUCUGUCAUAUCUGUUCAAGCAGACGGAGAACUUGCAUCAAAAAAAAUUUAUUUUCUUUCGUGGACAGCUGAUGCUGAUACAUCGAUCCUUCGUGAAUCAAUUGAGAAAUUUGUUUCGGAUGCUUUUGAAAAAGCAGUAGAAGAGAAUCAACAAAGCAUAGCAUUUCCAGCUAUCGGUUGUGGUCAAUUCGGAUGUUCAGUCGAUCUUGUUGCACAGACAAUGAUUCGAGAAGUUCAUCGUAAACAACAAGAGCAUGACAUAUCUGUUACAUUUGUAAUACAACCAGAAAGAACUGAUAUUUAUGAUGAAUUUCAAAAUCAAAUUCAAUUAUUAGAAGCCGAAAGAUCACCGAUUAAUUUGAAAACAAUGUCUGCAACAGUUAAAAAAGGAGUAAUCGAAAUUGAACAAGGAAACAUAAUCAAACAGAAGGUAGACGUUAUUAUUGGUACGUCAUCAUCAGUGUUCUUAAGACAAGCCAUAACAGAAGCAGCUGGAAGUGAAGUUGAAAAAGCUUAUAAGAAAGAAUUAAAAAGUCAUCCAAAUUCUACAUUAAUCGCAGUGUCUUCAGGCGCUUUAUCUUGCAAACAAAUAUUCUUUGUCCAAUGGGAACCUAAUGAUGAUGAAGAGAUACUUCGACAGUCCAUUAUUGAUCUUAUAUCUACUGUUGUACAGAACAUGAUAUCACAUAAAUUUACAUCGGUUGCAUUUCCAGCCAUUGGAUGUGGAUUACAUGGUUGCUCGACACAAAUUAGAGAUUUACCUUGGAAAAUAAAAUUUGUUGUCCAACCUGAUCAAGAGAAUAUUUAUGAUGAAUUUUGCAAAGUAUUAAUAACUCAUGAUGGUAAGAUGAAACAUUUCUUUAAAUCGAUUAAAUUUGAUUGCGCAACAUAUGAAAUAAAUUUCGAGCUUCUCUGUCAGAAGAAAAAUUUCAAUAUUCGCAUCAUAUUUAUAGUUCUUACUUAUAGCAAAUAUUUAACUAUCUAGUUUUUGAAUAUAAUCAUUUUCUUCCUCUAAGUGUUGUUAUCGUCGAACUUUGUACCGUUAGCUCCCUAGAUAAGAGGAUAGUUAUGUUUAUGUUAAACGAACCUUUCCGAAUAGUUGGUAUUCAACCUGACACCGACCAUAUAUUUCGAUCAUAGUACAGCUAAAAUGUUUUAGGAAUCAAGACCCCUUAAUUCGCAGCACGAAAUCGUCUUAAAUGUAAUAUCCUAUAUAAAUUUAUAUCGAAUAAAUAGUGAAAUGUUGAUCAGACUAGAGAAAUUUUAAAACGAUUCUGACUAAAUGACAUUUCAAAUGGUUUCUCAAAAUUUUCGACUCAUUUUUUAACUGUUCACCUAAAAAUCAACUAAUUGAAUGUCGACCUGAAAAUCGGUUUAUAGAGACAUAGACUGACUCUCAGAAGAUUCUAACAAUUUUAGUGAAAAAGACUAUUCUUUUGUCGUGCUGUAGAAUGAUCAAAGAUAGUUAUCUCAUAAAAGUUGAGUUUGUAUCAAAAUGCUGUGUCUUGAGAAAGGAACAUUCUAUUAGAAGUUUCACAGAAUCAUUCAAGAGUGAAAAAGCAGACUGCUGUACGUCUGUAGCGCAGAAGUCUGAUUUCUUCCAUUAGAGCCAUUGUAUAUAUUUCUAAAUUCCAGUAAUUCAACUUUCUAUAAAUAUAUCUCUGUGGAAGGAAAAGUGUUACACGAUCUUUUUAAUAUAUCAUCACUAUAAAUUAAAGUUUUGAGAAAAGUAAUUGUAUAUUCAGAUAGCCCGUGGAAUUCUCUACAACUCAAUAUAUGUACGCUUUGAAUUGCA